This is a messenger RNA of Paracoccidioides lutzii Pb01, 666 nucleotides long. RefSeq lists its product as hypothetical. The record is from RefSeq and is a predicted model, not a curated record. Bases 1 to 666 code for a protein of 221 amino acids. The transcript has 3 exons.
AUGGCUGUCUGCAGGCCAAGCAUCUUAACUCGCCUGUCACACCCGACACGGCGGGUGGCCUCGCUAAGUUUUCGGGCCUCUCCAAGACAUCUAUCUUUGGCCAGUAGUCGUCCAAAGGUCGACAGAAACUCUGUACGAACGGGUUCUAUGGUAACAGCUACAGUGACACUGUAUCCGCGCUAUCUGGGAAGAAACAAUUCGACCACACCACAAACAAAACGGCCAAAAGCUGAUGAUUAUAUUCAAGAAAUUGAAGAUUUGUACGAAAUUGCAAAAGACGAGCUCGAAAUUGCCGCUGAAUCCGCAGCUGCCUGUACAAUCUACACCGUCUCGGACCGAUUAUCUCUCCGCGAAGCUUUCGAUGAUCUAGACUGUGUCUAUGCCGCGUAUACAGGCUCAAAACCGCAUCCCUCAGAUCUGGAGCAGUGGUCCAUAUCCCCACCACAAACCCGAGACCCGGAUGCCCCCACCAAUGACGGGUCAACGGGAGAUAAGGGUCAGCGGGAGGAGGAAGCGGGAACGGAGGCGAAGAAAAGGGGCACGAAAUUUAAUCCUGACGAGGUUCCGGAGGAGAUUCGGGAAGAGAUUAAGAGGAGGGUUGGGCAGAGGAUGGGGGAGUUGAGGAAUGCGGUGCAACUGCUUGAGGAGAGUGUUCGGGAGUGCUGA